AUGGCUGAUUCACUGCCUCCCAAAGAGGCCAACCUCUUCAAGCUUAUUGUUAAAUCAUACGAGACCAAGCAGUAUAAAAAAGGCAUCAAGGCAGCUGAUGCUAUUUUGAAAAAAUUCCCAGAUCAUGGAGAAACUUUAUCAAUGAAGGGUUUAACAUUAAACGGCAUGGAUCGUAAAUCUGAAGCAUAUGAACUUGUUCGUCAAGGAUUGAAGAAUGACCUUAAAAGUCAUGUUUGCUGGCAUGUUUUUGGUCUCCUUUAUCGGUCAGACCGAGAAUACAGGGAGGCAAUCAAGUGCUACCGAAAUGCCCUGAGAAUAGAUCCUGACAAUAUUGAAAUUCUGCGUGAUUUAUCACUCUUACAGGCUCAAAUGAGAGAUUUAUCUGGCUUUGUUGAGACUAGACAACAACUUUUGACUCUUAAGCCAAAUCAUCGCAUGAACUGGAUUGCCUUUUCUGUUGCCCAUCAUUUAAACUCUAAUGCGUCCAAGGCUGUGGAAAUUUUGGAAGCAUAUGAAGGGACUUUAGAAAAUGAUUAUCCUCCAGAUAAUGAACGGGGCGAGCAUGGGGAAAUGAUUUUGUAUAAGGUCUCUUUGUUAGAGGAAUGCGGAUUUCUUGAUAAAGCUCUUGAAGAGUUACGCCAAAACGAAUCAAAAAUUGUUGAUAAACUUGCUUUUAAAGAACAAGAGGUUUCACUUGUAGUGAAGCUUGGUCAUUUAGAAGAAGCAGAAUCGUUGUACAGGAUAUUACUUUCCAUGAAUCCUGAUGAUUAUAGUUACUAUGAGGGUCUUCAAAAGUGUGUUGGUUUGUAUUUAGAAGAUGGGAAGUACUCUGCUGAUCAAAUAGAUCAGUUAGUUUCAUUGUAUGAAACACUUGGGCAACAAUAUACGUGGUCUUCUGCAGUAAAGAGAAUACCCUUGGAUUUCUUACAAGGUGACAAAUUUCGAGAAGCAGCAGAAAAUUAUAUUAGGCCUCUCUUAACUAAGGGAGUUCCAUCUCUGUAUUCUGAUCUUUCUUCUUUGUACACUCAUCCUGGGAAGGCAGACAUUUUGGAACAACUUAUGCUUGAGUUAGAGCAUUCAAUUAGGACAUCAAGCCAAUAUCCUGGGAGUAUGGAGAAAGAACCCCCUUCAACUCUUUUGUGGACUUUGUUUUUCUUGGCUCAGCAUUAUGACAGGCGCGGUCAAUAUGCGAUUUCUCUUUCUAAAAUCGACGAGGCUAUAGAACACACACCUACUGUCAUUGAUCUAUAUUCUGUCAAGAGUCGGAUACUGAAGCAUGCUGGUGAUUUGAAUGCUGCUGCUGCAUUUGCAGAUGAAGCAAGGUAUAUGGAUCUUGCUGACCGUUAUGUUAAUAGUGAAUGUGUUAAGAGGAUGCUGCAGGCUGAUCAGGUGGAUUUGGCAGAAAAAGUUGCUGUGUUGUUCACAAAAGAUGGGGAUCAGCAUAACAACCUUCAUGAUAUGCAAUGCAUGUGGUAUGAGCUUGCCUCAGGUGAAAGCUUUUUCCGCCAGAGCAAACUUGGGUGGGCUCUCAAAAAGUUUUUAGCAGUGGAGAAGCAUUAUGCCGAUAUUACUGAGGACCAAUUUGAUUUUCAUACAUACUGCUUAAGGAAAAUGACAUUGCGUACUUAUGUUAAAAUGCUUAAAUUUCAAGAUCAAUUGCACUCACAUGCAUAUUUUCAUAAAGCAGCAGCUGGAGCUAUCAAAUCUUAUAUUAAGUUGCAUGAUUUUCCUCCCAAGUCUACAACAGAGGAAGAUGAGCAUAUGUCAAACUUGCUUCCUUCUCAAAAAAAGAAAUUGCGGCAAAAGCAAAGAAAGGCAGAAGCAAGAGCUAAGAAAGAGACAGAAGAAAAGAAUGAAGAAUCAAAUUCUAGCACGGUAUCAAAGUCUGGGAAGCGGAAUGUAAAACCUCUUGAUCCUGAUCCACAUGGGGAGAAGUUAUUGCAGGUUGAAGAUCCACUGUCCGAAGCUGUUAAAUACUUGAAGUUGCUGCAGAAGAAUUCACCUGAUUCAUUGGAAACACAUUUGCUCUCUUUUGAAUUAUAUACAAGAAAACAGAAGAUUUUGCUUGCCUUUCAGGCUGUAAAGCAGUUACUGAGAUUGGAUGCUGAUCACCCUGACUCUCAUCGUUGCUUGAUUAAAUUUUUCCAUCAAUUCGGAUCCAUGGGUUCUCCUCUGACUGAAAGCGAAAAACUGAUAUGGAGUGUCUUAGAAGCUGAGCGCCCAACUAUUAGUCAGCUGCAUGAGAAAUCUCUUUUUGAUGCAAACAAUGCUUUCCUUGACAAUCAUAAAGAUUCUUUGAUGCAUAUAGCAGCUUUUGCAGAAUCCUUGUAUAUUUUGGAUUCUAACAGAAAGUCUGAGGCUGUCAAGUUGAUUGAGGCAAAUAAUAUUAUACCCAGAAAUGAAGCAAUCGGACCAAUUGGAAAGUCGAAACUUAAAGACUGUAUUGCAGUUCACAAGUUUCUUGGAACAGUACUUGUUGACCAAGAUGCGGCAUUGAGGUGGAAAGUGCGGUGUGCAGAAUAUUUCCCUUAUUCAACUUACUUUGAGGGAAAACACAGCUCUGCCUCUCCCAACUCGGCCUUUAAUCAGUUACGCAAGAACUCUGAAAAUGUUAGUCCUAACAAUGCAGUUGAUAAUCAAAAUGUGGGCUCUGCCACAUCGAAUGGCAAACCAUUUGAAAAUCUCACUAUCUGA
Messenger RNA from Lathyrus sativus (Indian pea), 2694 nucleotides. NCBI's taxonomy places the organism in Eukaryota, Viridiplantae, Streptophyta, Magnoliopsida, Fabales, Fabaceae. The record is from the annotation of a GenBank genome assembly.